Messenger RNA from Tarenaya hassleriana, 2202 nucleotides. Its product is annotated as pentatricopeptide repeat-containing protein At1g80880, mitochondrial. The transcript is spliced from 4 exons. Lineage: Eukaryota; Viridiplantae; Streptophyta; Magnoliopsida; Brassicales; Cleomaceae. Bases 92 to 1738 code for a protein of 548 amino acids. Gene Ontology annotation, molecular function: protein binding. The record is from RefSeq and is a predicted model, not a curated record.
ACUUUCCUGGAGUUCACUUUUCGGCCCCGUUGUCGGCCUAACUAAGAACAUUUUCCCGUUAGGAACUGUCGUCGUCUACUUCCGUUGAACAAUGGCUGCGAUUCUCACCAUCGCGAGGAGGAUUGCAAGAAUGCAACAGUUUCGUUUUGCUCGAAAUCCAUUUCUACAAUCUGCGAUCGCUAAUUCUUUCUCGCGGUCAUCAUCGUCGAAUCUCUCUUCUUUCUCUUCAGCAUUUCAUCGAACAGGUUCAGUACGUUCUCGACUAUGCACACAUUUCCUUCGUCGUAUUUCGUUAAAGCGCUUGUCCACUCAAAUCAAUGCGCAAGUAUUUGACUUUCCCUCUUCGGAGACCCAAAAUUUGAUUCCACCGGAUCAGCGUAUGAUUGAUUUGAUCAGACGGGUGGCUCUGUUGGACUCGGAGGCGCAUGCCAUGGCUUCUCUCGAAGAUUCAUCCUUUCAUCUGAAUCACGAUUCGUUGUAUUCUUUGAUAUGGGAAUUUAGAGACGAAUGGAGGCUUGCCUUUUUGGCGUUCAAAUGGGGCGAGAGAUGCGGCCGCGGUGAUAAAAAAUCUUGCGAGUUGAUGGUUUGGGUUUUGGGUAAUCAUCAAAAGUUCAAUAUCGCCUGGUGUUUGAUCCGAGACAUGUUCCAUGGUUCAACAGAUACGAGAAAUGCCAUGUUUUUGAUGAUGGACAGAUAUGCUGCUGCUAAUGAUACUAGCCAAGCUAUUCGGACUUUCGAUGUCAUGGAUAAAUUCAGACACACCCCUGACGAAGAGGCUUUUCGAGGAUUAUUGUAUGCCUUAUGUAGACAUGGCCACAUAGAAGAGGCUGAGCAAUUCAUGCUUGCAAAUAAAAAGCUCUUUCCAGUGGAUGUGGAAGGAUUCAACAUUGUUCUUAACGGUUGGUGUAACAUUUGGGUUGAUGUGACUGAAGCAAAGAGGAUUUGGCGGGAGAUGGGGAAUUACUGUAUCGAACCUAACAAGGAUUCCUAUGGACACAUGAUCUCGUGCUACUCUAAAGUCGGGAAUCUCUUCGAAUCUCUCAGGCUUUACGAUGAAAUGAAGAAACGCGGGUGGUCACCUGACGUUGAGGUUUACAACUCUCUGGCCUAUGUGUUGACCCGUGAGAAUUGCUUUGAUGAAGCUCUGAAGCUUGUGGAGAAAAUGAAAGAGUCGGGACUAAAACCGAAUUCAGUAACUUACAACUCGAUGAUACGCCCUCUAUGCGAGGCUAAAAAGUUGGAGGAAGCAAGGAAUGUGUUGGCCACCAUGAUCAACGAGAACCUAAGUCUGACAAUCGAUACAUUUCAUUCAUUCUUGGAGAUUGUAGAUUAUGAUCGAACUCUGGAGGUAUUAAAUGAAAUGAAGAUUGCUGGUUUAGGUCCCAAAGGAGACACCUUUCUCCUCAUUCUGAGAAAUUUGUUCAAGGAGAAGCAACCAGAGAACGUCUUGAACAUUUGGGCUGAAAUGGCUCGUUUUGACAUUGUAGCCGAUCCCACUCUUUACUUGGCAAUGGUUCAGGGUCUUGUGACAUGUGGUUGGCUUGCAGAAGCCAGAGAGAUUUAUUCAGAAAUGAAAUCAAAGGGGCUUUCAGGGGAUCCUAAACUCGAGAAACUUCUUCAGAAACCAGUACGAGGAAAUGUCAAUGGGAGAAAGAAGAACGUGAGAGGGUUCGGAGCGAGUAAAAUGAAAGGUCUUCAAAAACAGAGUUCUAGGGAAAGCUAUAAACGACAAAAUUGAUCAAGAUACGUAAAAGAAUUAGAUGUGGAUUUGACCAGAGAUCGUAAUCAAAAGAUCACUUAGAUUAUUUUCAGCUCAAUUUGGGCAUAAUCCUGAGAAUUGUGAUACAAUGUGUCUGCACGAGACCAAGAGACAAUUGCUCCUUCAUGCUGCAGUUUGCUACAGGAAGCUUUCCUGCCGAUCUAUCAAUGGCAUUUGCUUUGUAUUUUCGCGCUAAUUCGGCAUUCAGUUGCAGGGCCAGAACUUCUUUUUCCUUUGCACAUUGCCAAGGAGAAUACUUCAGCGACCUAUUGAACAAAUGACACGCCUUUCAUGCAACCCGAGCAUCGAUGUGUUGUGCUGCAAAUAAUUGCAGAUCCAACAAGAAUCGAAAAUCUACCCAAUAAAGCUAAGUAGAAGGAAGUAGAAGCUUUUGACUAUUUCAAGAGUGCUACAGACUCUGGUCAAGAUCCAAGAAAAGCUGG